GCGGGGAGGGAGGGCGCGCGGCGGAGCGCCGAGGCCAAGUGCAUUGUGUCUGGCGGCGGCGGCGGCGGCGGCGGCGAGCCCACCGGCGGCCGCGGCGAGCCGGGAAGCCAUGGAGCCGCGGGCGCUCGUCACGGCGCUCAGCCUCGGCCUCAGCCUCUGCUCCCUGGGGCUGCUCGUCACGGCCAUCUUCACCGAUCACUGGUACGAGACCGACCCCCGGCGCCACAAGGAGAGCUGCGAGCGCAGCCGCGCGGGCGCCGACCCCCCGGAUCAGAAGAACCGCCUGAUGCCCCUGUCGCACCUGCCGCUGCGGGACUCGCCUCCCCUGGGACGACGAUUGCUCCCCGGCGGCCCCGGGCGCGCAGACCCGGAGUCCUGGCGCUCGCUGCUGGGGCUCGGAGGGUUGGACGCCGAGUGUGGCCGGCCGCUGUUCGCCACCUACUCGGGCCUCUGGAGGAAGUGCUACUUCCUGGGCAUCGACCGGGACAUCGACACCCUCAUCCUGAAAGGUAUUGCACAGCGAUGCACCGCUAUCAAGUACCACUUUUCUCAGCCCAUCCGCUUAAGAAACAUUCCUUUCAAUUUAACCAAGACAAUCCAGCAGGAUGAAUGGCAUCUCCUCCAUCUAAGAAGAAUAACAGCUGGCUUCCUGGGCAUGGCGGUGGCUGUCCUGCUGUGUGGCUGCAUCGUGGCCACUGUCAGCUUCUUCUGGGAGGAGAGCCUGACCCAGCAUGUGGCUGGACUCCUGUUCCUCAUGACAGGGAUAUUUUGCACCAUCUCGCUCUGCACGUACGCCGCCAGUAUCUCCUACGAUUUGAACCGGGUCCCGAAGCUCAUUUACAGCCUGCCUCACGAUGUGGAACAUGGCUACAGCUGGUCCAUCUUUUGUGCCUGGUGCAGUCUGGGUUUUAUUGUGGCAGCUGGAGGUCUCUGCAUCGCCUACCCCUUUAUUAGCCGGACCAAGAUUGCACAUCUAAAGUCUGGCAGGGACUCCACGGUAUGACUGUCUGCACCGUCGAAGGCCCAGCUACACAGUGGGUCCCUCCAGUAUGGGAGUGGAACUGAGUUCACACCAGGGUUCCAAGCACAAAGAGGUCUUUUACAUUCCAACCUGUUGCCUGCAGCCCUUUCCGGAUGACUGAUGGAAAAUCACACAGAACCUCCCAACCUUUCUAAGGACGAGACUGCUGUGGGUUCAAGUGCUUUAAUGACUAUUUAUGCUUUGACUGUGCAAAAUGAGGAACUGUGCCCCGGGACUUUUGUAGCAUCAGAAAAGAGGAACAGCGAUGGGAAGAUUUGUACGAUUUCCAUUUCUUUCAGAAGGUUUGUAUAUAACGAUCGCCGGAGAGUUGUUUCUAUCUGCGAAAGGAUUCAUAACAAAACGAGUAUAAUUUUCUUGUCACUGUAUCAGGCUUGUUCGAUUUUUUUUUUUUUUAAUGCUGCAUCUUCAGAACUGGUCCUAACGGUGUCUUGUGUCAGCACCUGCUACUUGUGCGUUAUUGGUGGCUGUUCUUUGUCACCAGAGGAUUAUUCUUCUGUUGCCUUAUUGUUACUUUUAAUGAAUUGAAGUCAACUGUCUGUCUUUGUACUGGAUUCAAACGCAUAAGAACAACAGACCAACUGUGUAAGAGCCGAUCCGUAACACUAUGCAGUAUCAUUUGAAGUCUGACUUAUUGUUUGGCUUUGUGUCUCUUUAUGUCAACUGGGUUUCUGCAUUAAAUGACUGCCCCCUUGUUAAUUUA
Molecule: messenger RNA, 1742 nt
Organism: Onychomys torridus (southern grasshopper mouse)
Lineage: Eukaryota; Metazoa; Chordata; Mammalia; Rodentia; Cricetidae
Gene: Tmem178a
Product: transmembrane protein 178A
Exons: 4
Coding region: 110-1003 (297 amino acids)
Biological process (GO): negative regulation of osteoclast differentiation; regulation of cytosolic calcium ion concentration
Cellular component (GO): endoplasmic reticulum membrane
Source: RefSeq, a predicted model, not a curated record